Messenger RNA from Trypanosoma cruzi, 318 nucleotides. RefSeq lists its product as uncharacterized. Lineage: Eukaryota; Euglenozoa; Kinetoplastea; Trypanosomatida; Trypanosomatidae. The record is from RefSeq and is a predicted model, not a curated record. The transcript has a single exon. The coding region runs from base 1 to 318 and encodes 105 amino acids.
AUGGCCACCAAACAAAAAAGGGGAAUGAGAAAAAGAAAGACAAUAGGCACAGUCAUGAAUCAAAGCCACAACAAGAGACUCAUCCACAGCAAGAGAGUCAUCCACAUAGUAUUCGAUAAAAACCACAUGCACGAGGACCACCGCAACGACGGCGAGUGGAUUUCAUCCACCCAGCACAGUGUUGGUGAGAGCAAACAACAACAACGUGGUGCGCACGGAGGGUUUGCUCAUGCAUUCCGCUCGCUACGGUCCCGCACCCGUGUGGCACCGCCGUCACCGCACACACUCUGCAAGAGGACGUGGGCACAUAAACGCUGA